AUGUGGUCCUCUCACAAACCCAAACUCAGUGGACUUCGACAUUCUGUCAAAUCUAAAAUGGGUAUUCCAUCCUCAUUACCCACAAACCCUAACUUGACCCGAUCGCCAUUACCUCAGUCCCCACCACCACAAACGCCACCACUACCACAAUCGCCACCACCUCCGUCACCGCCACCACCCCAAGCCAAAUACCGCCUAUCAUUUCGCCUACUCCCCUCUCGCGCAAUCAAGAGCCACAAAAUGAAACACCAAUUCCGACACCCAUUCCCCGAACUGCGCCGACCCAAACAAAAACAAAAGGCAAAACAAAAAGGGCGCAGUAGACUCAAAGAAACCCCUGUCGAAAAAGCAGCAGUACCCUCUGUCCCUUUCGACUUAAACUCUCCACCUCAGUCCUCUGAACCAGUUAGCAAAAGGACCAGGUCUUCCUCGCAAACCCCAGCACCAGCGGUCCAAACACCAGUAACCCAGUCUCCCUUACACUCUCCAGCACCUGCGUCAUCUGCAGAUACUAUUGAGGAGGAAGGGGACACGAUACUUGAUAUUGUGGGUCUUUGGGAUUUGUUUCUCUUGUGGUGCAUGAAGGAGAGAAAACAAGGAAUCAUAUAUAAACGACACAAUGUUGUCUUGCAUAUGGAUGUUUGUGAGAAAAUAGGCCAUACCUAUACUCUGUUAUAG
Molecule: messenger RNA, 678 nt
Organism: Hevea brasiliensis (rubber tree)
Lineage: Eukaryota; Viridiplantae; Streptophyta; Magnoliopsida; Malpighiales; Euphorbiaceae
Product: proline-rich receptor-like protein kinase PERK9
Exons: 3
Coding region: 1-678 (225 amino acids)
Source: RefSeq, a predicted model, not a curated record